AUGCCAUUUGGGUUACGCGGAGCUCCAGCCACUUUUCAACGCGCGCUGGACAUAAUUCUAUCACGCGUCUUCUUUCAGCCACGCGUACACUACCUGGGGCAUGUGAUAUCUCCAGGGAAGUUAAGCGUGGCAGAAACCGCAGCGGACGCGUUCAAGACAUUUACAUUUUCCCGAACGUUGACACAAGUCAGGUCAUUUCUCGGGGCAUGUAAUGCCUACCGCCGCUUUGUGCAGGGGUUCCCGAAAAUCGCGCGCCCCCUCACCGAUAUGACGCGGAAGGACGCGGAUCCGGACUACGAUAACCCGACCGCGGCUCAGGUUCACUCGUUCGAAGAGCUGAACGCGCGGAUGAUUGCGCCCCCUAUUCUCGCGCUCCCGAGGUACGGACGGCUGUAUAUGAUUGAUACUGACGCGAGCGCGUAUCAACUGGGGUGCACGCUUUUACAAGAGCACGACGGGACCAACGAUUGGCGUCUCGUCGGCUAUUGGUCGUAUUCCAUCAACGAUAGUGAGCGGAACUACAGUGCGACUGAACGCGAAUGUUUCGCCGUAGUGUGGGCCGUCCGCACACUACGGCCCUACAUUGAGGGAACCAAAUUUACGGUGAGGACAGACCAUGACGCGUUACGAUGGCUGAUGUCCCUCACAGAAAGCUCCGGCCGACUGACGCGUUGGCGACUACGGUUAGCGGAGUAG
Chondrus crispus (carragheen) is the source of this 696-nucleotide messenger RNA. RefSeq lists its product as hypothetical. Bases 1 to 696 code for a protein of 231 amino acids. The record is from RefSeq and is a predicted model, not a curated record. Lineage: Eukaryota; Rhodophyta; Florideophyceae; Gigartinales; Gigartinaceae. The transcript is spliced from 2 exons.